Molecule: messenger RNA, 3738 nt
Organism: Centropristis striata (black sea bass)
Lineage: Eukaryota; Metazoa; Chordata; Actinopteri; Perciformes; Serranidae
Gene: p2rx5
Product: purinergic receptor P2X, ligand-gated ion channel, 5
Exons: 12
Coding region: 16-1407 (463 amino acids)
Biological process (GO): response to ATP; monoatomic cation transmembrane transport
Cellular component (GO): plasma membrane; nuclear inner membrane
Molecular function (GO): purinergic nucleotide receptor activity; extracellularly ATP-gated monoatomic cation channel activity
Source: RefSeq, a predicted model, not a curated record
CACCGUGCGGGAGGAAUGGCAGGCUGGGGAGCCUUCUUCGUGUCUCUCCUCAACUACAAGACAGAGAAAUAUGUCAUCGCCGAAAACAGGAAAAUCGGGAUAUUAUUUAGACUCUAUCAGCUGGCCGUGCUGGGAUACAUAAUCGGGUGGGUGUUUGUGAUGAAGAAAGGUUACCAGGAGAGAGAGGAGGCCAUCCAGACAUCAGUCAUCACCAAACUUAAAGGUGUUACACUGACCAACAGCUCUGAGUCAGGGCUUCACCUGUGGAGUGCAGAAGAUUAUGUCAUACCCCCGAAUGGUGAGCAGGUCUUCUUCAUAGUAACAAAUUACAUCGAGACCCCCAAUCAGAGGCUGGGGUUCUGUGCUGAGAGUUUCAAGGUGCAACAUGGACGAUGUCAGAGUGAUGAUGACUGUGUCGAUGGGGAGAGUGUAAUCGCUGGCCAUGGGAUAAAGACCGGGUUGUGCUUGAACAGCACUGGGACCUGUGAGAUCCACGCCUGGUGUCCUGUCGAGUACAGCAAAAGACCCACAGAGCCCUUACUGAGCGAAGCAGAAAACUUCACCAUCUACAUCAAGAAUUUCAUCAGGUUCCCAAAGUUUGAAUUCUCCAAGUCCAACGUCCUUGAUACCUCUGACGACAGUUACCUGAGAAGAUGCUCUUAUGACAGAGAGAACCACCAUUACUGUCCCAUCUUCCGCCUCGGAGAUCUGGUCAGCUGGGCUGGACAUGACUUCCAAGAAAUGGCUGCUAUGGGUGGAUCUGUUGGUAUUCUUAUUGAGUGGAACUGUGACCUGGAUAAAGACGCUUCUGAGUGUAAUCCACACUACAGCUUUACCCGACUGGACAUGCACUUGAACAACUCGGUCACAUCAGGGUACAACUUCAGGUACGCCAGGUAUUACAAGGAUCAAAAUGGUGAAACCUAUCGCACUUUGUAUAAAGUGUACGGGAUUCGUUUCGAUAUAAUGAUCAAUGGCCAGGCUGGGAAAUUCAAUAUUGUGCCCACAAUAAUUGCCAUUGGCUCGGGUGUUGCCCUGCUGGGUAUAGGAUCCUUUGUAUGUGAUAUGAUACUACUGUACUUGAUGAACACAAGCUCCUUCUACCGAGAGAGGAAGUUUGAAAUCAUCAACUUUAAGAGAGACAGGACCAAACCCAAGGAUGGGAAGACAGGACACCGGGAAAAGAGAUCCAGGAAACCAGCUGCAGAGAAAGACGCCGCCAACUCUACUAAAAAGCCAGAGGAAACCGCAGCCACUGCGGGACCUGAUGCCACUGCAGAGAACCAGCUGUCUGUGGACAAACGGGGUCCCACCAUUCCACGCAACACAGGACAGCGAUACUCUGCCAAUCUGUCUCCCCAAGGUGCAGAGUCAAAGCAUCACAUCACCUUCUCUUCACAUAAUUAAGUUUGCAUGCAAAGGAUGUCAAAUCACCUGGAGUGGUCUGCAAGAGGUGGAACCAAAAGUCGGACCACUUCUCACCUACUGGCACCACUGCUGGCACGCCACUAGCUUGAGUGAUGCUUGUCCUGACUAAAGAUAUGUCGGUCCAGAGAAAUGUUCAUGUUCCACACUGUGUAAGUGGGCCAGGAAGCUGAUGUAGAGAUACACAGAAAGGUGGUUUUCAGUGGCUGGGUCAGGGUCCAAAGCUGGGCUGUGGGAGAUAACAACAGGUCCAUAAAAAGUGAUAUGCAACAGUACUGUGGUUAUGCUGAUGCAAUUAGCAAAGUGACACAAAAGGAUUAAUCUAAGACUUAAAGUGAAUUGCCAAAUUAAUGUUGCAGAUUUCUGCUUUACAAAGGCAAAUAAUUAUGUCUUUGUUUGUUGAUGUCAUAAAAUCAUUAUCUAAUGGCUUUUUUGGCUGUUGAUCAGACUAAUUAAGCAUCAUUUCCAGCUUGAGGAAUAUACAGGUGCAUCUCAAUGAAUUAGAAUAUCAUAGAGAAGUUUAUUUAUGUCAGUAAUUCACUUCAAAAAGUGGAAAUAACACAUUGUAUAGAUCCAUUAGUUUAUUUAAUUUCUUCUAAUUAUGAUGAUUAUGGCUUACAUUUAAUGAAGACCUAAAAUUCAGUGUCUCAAAAAAUCUGAAUAUUACAAAAGACCAAUUUUUAAAAAGUAUUUUUAAUAUGGAAGUGUUGGCCUCUGAACAGUAUGUCCAUCUAUAUGACUCAAUACUUGGUUGGGGCUGUUUGACUUGAACUACUGGAAAUUGACUUUUCCAUUAUAUUCUUAUUUAUUGAGAUGUACCUGUAUGAUGGGCCUUAAUUAAUAUUUUUUCAAUUUAUGGGCUAAAGUCUAAAAAUCACAAUAAAAAUAUUAGACUUCAUAGAUUCGUGAACCUUAAAUGUGUAGAAUUGGGUUAAGGAAAAUAGACAUUGUAGGCCAAUAAAGUUAAAAAAAUAUUUAUACUAAAUCAAUUUGCAAAAAGAAAAUGUAAUUAUUUUUUAAGCAUAAAUUCCAGGAGAAAUGUUUAAAGGGACAGUUCACCCCCAAAACAUACACACAUAUUUUUCCUUUAACCUGUAGUGUUAAUAUAGAUUGUUCUGCUGAGUUUUAGAGUGAUAAAGAUAUCAGCUGUAGAGAUGUCUGCAUUCUCUUGAAUAUAGUGGAACUAGAUGGAUUUUAAUUUGUGGUGCAGAAAGCACCAAAAAAUACCUUUACAAAAACUCAACAGCAGUGUCUUCCAGAACUAAUCUUUUCAUAUAGGAAAUAUAAAUGUAUGCUGAGUAAAGAGAGAAACACAGUAGUCUCCAUGGUUGAUGUGUCCAACACUCUGAAACUCAUUAGAGAAGAAGUACUACAGAUAAGAGAAAAACAUGAAUUUUUGAUGUUGGUGUGAACAGCCCCUUUAAAAACAGCACUUGGAAGCCAUAUGUAAGAAAAUGUGUAAAUGGUCUUAAUUGUUGGUAUUUCAGUCAAAUGUGUCAGGUACCUAUGCUGUGACAGAAAUGUGAGCGUACUCGUAAACACUGCUGGGGCAUGUUCUACAGGUGCUUCUCAAUAAAUUAGAAUAUCGUACAAAAGUUUAUUUAUGUCAGUAAUUCAAUUCAAGUGGAAAUAACACAUUAUAUAGAUCCAUUACACACAGAAUGAAACAUUUCAUAUCUUAAUUUAUUUAAUUUCUUCUAAUAAUGAUUAUGGCUUCCGUUUAAUUAAGACCUAAAAAUUCAGUGUCUGCAUUCAAUUUUUUUGAAAGUAUGUUUAAUAUGGAAAUGUUGGCCUCUGAAAAGUAUGUCCAUCUAUAUGACUCAAUACUUGGUUGGGGCUGUUUGACUUGAACAACUGGAAAUGGACUUUUCCAUCAUAUUCUAAUUUAUUGAGAUGCACCUGUAUAAAGCAGUUUAGCAACUAGGCGAGGCUAAAUGUGACUUUUUUCAGUCGAUUUGGCUCCAUUAGGCACAUUUUUAAAAAAAAGUUAAAGCUCAUUUACUAUGACAACUUGUGCUGGAAAACUAGUUAUAGAUGAAAUCGGCCAUGCAAUGGCUCUAACACAAUCUUAUGCUAUAAUACACUUGUGAAGCUGUGGAAUACAGUCAUGAUGUGCUACUAGUCGACUGUUGAUGUACUGGCUGACUGUUGAUGACUGGUGCAAGACAUUGAAGUGCAUGGACUCCUUGUUUGUUCUUCCUGUUACUAUUUAUUGAAUGGUCUUUAUUGUUGCAAACAAAUGUAUUUGUCAUGUUAAUUCAUGUCAACAAAUGACACUGCGUGAAAGACAAAUUGGUUAAUAAUAACAAUGUA